AUGCCUCCAAUACGACACAGCCCAUCAUCUUCUCACAUCAAAGUUCGUCAGCGAAGCCGAAGAGCUUGCGCGCCAUGUCGGAAACGCAAGAUCAAAUGCGACGGCGAUGAGCCAUGCGCAGCUUGUACCGGCUACGGCUACAAAUGUAUAUACGCUGAGCGUCAAGGUCCAGCAGCAUCACCUAAGCCUCCAGGCUCCUCAGUAACAACUGCUUUUAUACCUACGCCAGAUAGUAACGAAAUCACCAUGUCCUCUAAUGCUACCGAGGCACCCCCACUUCAAAGAGAGGACGCUCCCUAUCUGGCUGCAGAAAGCCGCGUUCCAGCUGCAGACGCAAAUGGCGCCUUACUUUACCAAUCCAUCAAAACACGCUUCACCAGCUCCUCAAGCGCAAUUGCCUUCCCGGCAAAGUUGGGAGUAUCCCUUGGGGUGGCAGAACCUCCUCGUCUUCAAGCUUUUGCUUGGAACCCUGGCUCGCGCCCAGAGCAGUUCCGUCUCCCUGAAAAAACAAUUUGUGAUAUCAUUAGCCUAGAGCAAAUGAAAGUCUAUGCGGAAAAGUAUUUCAAGGAAGUGCAUGUUUAUUUUGGGAUCCUUAGUCAGGAGGAAUCAUUCGUGGGCCGUUGUGUGGAGUUCUGGGCCUCGUCGAAUAAACAUGGGACUGAUUUCGAAGGGCUGAUCUGUGGUGUCGUCGCACUGGGAUCCUAUUUCUCGGGCGCAGCUGGCUCGCCCGUUGAAGCGGAGAUCGUAGAGCACGGCAGGAUUUUACUCGAUUUAAGCACAGCUCAUCCCCCGUGCUUCUUGUCCGUCAAGCACGUCAGCGCGUGGAUUUUACGUGCUAUAUAUCUCCGCUGUACAACACGUCCGCAUCUGUCCUGGAUGGCGUCCUGUACAGCCGUGCAUGUCGCUGAAGUGCUUGGCUUGCAUCGCGAUAUUCGGAAUCUCCGCAAGACGCAGAAUCCGCCCCGAGAGACCACUCCACUGGAGGAGGAUCUCAGGAGACGAAAGUUCUGGGUCGCGAUGGCGCUGAAUCAGUUUCUUGCUUCGGAGUAUGGAAGGACGCGGAUCCAGCUUGACCACGUGGAUUGUACGCCGCUGCUGCCAAAGGCUGGUGAUCUCACGGCGCAGACGAUCGCCAUCAUGAAAUCUGUCCCUAGUUCCAACGGCACGGUGUCGGAUUUAUAUUCGGCACUGAACUUAGCUGUUGCAUUACCUGUUGAUUCCCCUUUUCAUGAUCUGCUGAAAGCAGAUGUAUGUUUCUGUAUCUACCGUAUGUUCCGCUCUGCGAACCUCGCUCUCUCAUCCUCACAGACUGGUGCGCUGCUGGAGGUAAUAAGGGUUGCGUUGAAUGGAGUCAAAUUCCUCCGAACAACGAGGUGUUGUUGGUGGAAUAUUAUCGGAACGCCCUUUCAUUGCGUCUGUGUACUUCUCUCCAUCACAAGCUCUGAAAGUCUGGCUAUGAUACCCAAUGCGCUGGAAAGGCUCAAGGACACGGUUGCGGUCUAUGAUUCGCAUAUCUCGAAUGAGGCGCUCCGGACCGCUCAUGCGCUUGUGCAGGGUGCAAAAGCGAAGAUGGGGAGGAAUAUGCAGAGUUUGGAGACGGGGUUGAGUAUUGUGGGGGAUAUGGCAGAGGAUAGGCCAGUGGCUAAUGAAUAUCUUGAGUGGGCUGCUUGGGAGGACAUGGGGCAACUCGAUUACUUUGAUUUCGGGGGGUAUGAUGAUGCUGGGAUGUUGGACUCAGGGUUGUAUUCGGGACUUGAACAAUGA
Molecule: messenger RNA, 1764 nt
Organism: Lachnellula hyalina
Lineage: Eukaryota; Fungi; Ascomycota; Leotiomycetes; Helotiales; Lachnaceae
Product: Protein RDR1
Exons: 1
Coding region: 1-1764 (587 amino acids)
Biological process (GO): regulation of DNA-templated transcription; response to xenobiotic stimulus; DNA-templated transcription
Molecular function (GO): zinc ion binding; DNA binding; DNA-binding transcription factor activity, RNA polymerase II-specific
Source: RefSeq, a predicted model, not a curated record